CCAACCCCGCCUGUUCUAACAACGUCCAAUCACGGCACAGUCCGGAGGCGGGCUCAGAGAUUCAACCAAUCAGCACUCACGUGGGCGGGGCUGACAGCGCCUUCUCCGUAUGUAGACAGCUGAGCGGACACUUCCGGCAACAAGAUCGUCUUGUUCCUCCAUGUAGAGCGGAUCACAGCGCCUCAGUGGGAAGUCUUCAUGAACCCAUAUGUGAACAAGGCCUAAGACAUUGAAUAAAUACUGUGCCGUUACCAGCAGGACAGUCAUGCCAUUUCUGGGUCAAGAUUGGCGUUCUCCAGGGUGGAGCUGGAUGAAGACGGAGGAUGGAUGGAAAAGAUGUGAAUACCCCAGUGAUGACCUAGAGGGGAACAACAACAUUAACCUCCACUUACUAAAUAUUAACGAUGGAGAAAUGUACGAGAAUGAAAACUGCUGCAUUCCCCCAACGAAAAGCGAAAAAGAGCAAUUCAACAACACUACGAAGUCCCAGUGUAAUAACAACUUUUACCAAGAGAAAUGGAUUUACGUGCACAAGGAAAGUACAAGAGAAAGACACGGGUAUUGUACCUUGGGGGAAGCCUUUAACCGCUUAGACUUUUCGAGUGCAAUUCAGGACAUCCGAAGGUUCAAUUAUGUUGCAAAGUUACUUCAACUCAUUGCAAAAUCUCAGCUCACGUCCUUGAGUGGAGCAGCACAGAAAAAUUACUUUAACAUUCUGGAAACCAUAGUAAAGAAAGUUCUUCAAGAUCAGUACAAUCCACAGCUGAUCCGGGAUCUCCUCCAUGAUCUGGGCUCCACACUGGGCAUGCUGGUCAGGGAAGCGGAUCGAUGCCUAUUAAUAGGAAAUACCAACAUCUGGAUUUCUCGUCUGGAGACAAUUCUUUUGUGGCAGGAGCAGCUCAUGAACCUUCAGAUCAGUCCGAAACUUGGCGACGGCCCCACCCUGUGCGAUCUUCCACAACAAAUGAAGAGCAACAUCCUUUUUAGAUUAACUGAUUCCUGGGAUAUCAUCAACUUAGGGCAGAUGACCCCAUCCUGGCAUAUUCUCAGCGAAGACCUCCAUCUCUGGAAAGUGCUCUGCAAAUAUCACUUUUCAGAGAAAAUGUUUUGUAAAGAUCUGAUCUUCACAGAAAAUGGUCAUAUUGACUGGAAACUAAUGUUCUUCACACUGGAGAAGUACUAUCCGAAAAGGGAACAAUACGGGGAUACACUGCACUUCUGCCGUCAUUGUAGCAUUUUGUUUUGGAAGGAUUAUCAGCUUGCUCUUUUAUGUAAGGACUCGGGGCACCCCUGCACGGCCAACGACCCCCGGAGCUGCCUUACGCCGGUCUCCCCACAGCACUUUAUCGACCUCUUCAGGUUCUGAGGGCACCGGCCAACUUUCAUGUCGCAACGGGAACUUUCUAUGUUUUUAAUGAGACAAAUGUGUUGUUUUUAAGCAUAUCCCUGUUUAUGACAAGGUUAUAUUGUACCAAUGGGAAAGACCAAAUGUUUUACUGUUAUGUUGUUAUGUCAUAGUUUUAUUGUCAGUUGUGAGUCCCGGGUCCACACUAAGCAGUUAGAACAAUAGAAAGAUAUUGGGGGAGAUUUAUCAAAACCUGUACAGAGGAAACGUUGCUGAGUUGCCCAUAGCAACCAAUCAGAUCUUUACUUUCACUUUUAAAAAGGCCUCUGAAAAAUGAAAGAAGCGAUCUGAUUGGUUGCCGAGUUGCCCAUAGCAACCAAUCAGAUUGCUUCUUUCAUUUUUCAGAGUUGCCCUUAGCAACCAAUCAGAUCUCUUCUUUCAGAGGCCUUUUCAGAAGUGAAAGCAGCGAUCUGAUUGGUUGCUAUGGGCAACUCAGCAACUUUUCCCCCUGGACAGGUUUUGAUAAAUCUCCCCCAUAGAGUUUUUCCGUUCUAUCCAGGUUUCUUUUCUGCAAGCCAUUUUUUUCGGGAAUGCGAAGUGGCUUUCACAUCUCCUAUUGGAUUCAUCAUGUCAUCAUAAAUUGUCGUUCUGUGUAACUAGGCUGUAUUGUUAAUCAGGAGCCCAGAAAAGCUGAGUGGCAAGCCCUUGUCAUGCUGUAACAGUGGGCGUAUUUCUAGUCCUCCAGCUUUCUCAGAGGCUAAAGUGUCAAAAAAUAGGUUUAUAUUAUCCAAUCUGUGCAAUCAGAUUGAUGAAUGGGCAGAGUUUCCAAACCAGGGUGCCUCCAGCUGUUGCAAAAUUACAUCUCCCUGCAUGCUCGGACAGCCUUUGGCUCUCCGGGCAUGCUGGGAGUUGUAGUUUUGUGGGAACUGAAAGCAACCUAGUUGGGAAACACCGGCAUAGGGUUUUACAGUGUACUAUGAAUCUGUCUAAGGCCAUGUUCACACGGCGGAAAUUCCAUUGCAGCAGAGUCCCAUUGUUUUCAGCGAGAUUCUUCUGCACCGUGCACAUGGCGAAAAGAACUUCCGCAGAAAUUCCAAUUCCAGCCACCGAAAUGCAUUGCCGUCUAUGGAGAUGGCGCAUUUCCGAGUGGUCCGCUGUCAGCGGAAUGUCCGUCUGCAAGUUUUCCGGGUGGACAUUCUGCCGUGUAAACCUAGCCCAACAGAUCAUGUUAAGCAAUUGAAAUUUGGUAAAUCGGACAAAAUCUCCUUUCUUUGCCUCUACAAUAUAUAAUACUCCUUUUUAUGCUUGUAUUUUUUGGGGCAAAUUUCUCUUAUAUAUUUAAUAGAAACCUAGACUGUACGUGAUAAUACAUCAGAGACCUGAAAUUGCACAUAAAUUUGUUUUUCACUUUCAUAUUGGCCAUGGAACUGGUCCUUUUAUAUUCUAUUGAUGUAUUUGUUUGUUUUCUGUUGUUGUUUUUGGUAUUUUUCUUUCUUUCAGAAGUGUGAAUUGAAAUGUGGAAUCCCAUAGAAGUCUAUGGGCUUUAAUUUUAAGAUGGAAAUUCCGCCGUGUGAAUGGACCCUGUGUUUUUUAUUUUAGGAAAAAACACCCCAACGCCUACUUUUUUUUUUAAAUUUUUUUUUUUGGGCUUCAAAAACUCUUAUGAAAUACCAAACCCACUUGCUGUCUUUUCGUUUUUGCAGUUUUUCUACACUCAUGCUGAGACAAUUUUUUAUUUUAUGUUGAUGUUUUUCUCCCAUAAAAGUCUAUGGUAGGGAAAAAACAGAAUCAAAACCUCCAUGUGGGUUUACCAUUGGCGCUUUUUUUGGUGAUUUUGGUGUAUGAUGAAAGAAUCACAUGACUUACACAGGGAAAAUACACAGGUGAAAUUAUUUUUUUUAUUUUUUUUAAGGCACUAGUAGAAAGCUAGCCUUAGGCCAUGUUCACACAACGGAGUUUCCAAGCGAAAUCCGGUGAAAAAGUCAGUUGUAGCAAAGUCCCAUUGUUUUUAAUGGGAUGCUGCUGCCCCGUGGACACAGUGGAAUUUCCACAGCGGAAACGUCUGCAGCGGAUAUCUCUAUUCCUGCCUCCGCUGAGAGAAUCAACAUGUCAGUUCUUGUGGUGGAAUCUGCUUAAAAAUGCAUUGCCAUCUAUGGCGCGUGUUAAAAAAGUCCUAGCAUUGGCAUGUUCUGCCGCCCCCCCUGCUAUUUGCACAAUAUCCACCUGUGUUUUCUGGAUGGAUAUUUCCCAAAUAUUCUGCCGUGUGAUCAUAAUGGCAUGUGGACGGCAGACUUCAUGCGGAUUGUUCGCAGCAGCAUUUCACAGAAAACCUGCAAAUUUUCGACUCCUGCAUAUUUUCUGCUGACCCAUUGAAGUCAAUGGCAGCGAAAUCUGCGCAAAAUAUGAACCCUAACCUAAGGCUCAGUUUUUAUUUUGCGGGUUAUUGCUGAGGACCCCACUAGCGCCCCCUUUUUCAUUACAAUUUACUUGAAUCAAAAAUUGGUGCAAUAUAAAAAAAAAAAAAACAGGCAACUACUUCUUUUUCUGGAUAAAAUGGAUAAUUUUUGUUCAGAAAUUUUUUUUUUUCCCAGAGCAUUAUGGGAAUGGGAUCAUAAAACUUUAUGCUGCCCAAUUUAUUUUUAUUUUUUUUUCCUUCACUUAGCUUUAACUAUUUACAUAAACUUUUAAAUGCUAAAAAUAUGAACAACAAUAAAAACUGGGAAGCAUAGAAAUCAUCUGGGGUCACGGUACAAAUGCUGUUGGAUCAGUAGGUGGCGGUGUUAUAAUUUAAUAGAAGUAAACAUUAGUUUAAAAACCUGCAUUACGUAUUGUGUUUUUUUUUUUUUUUUUUUGUAUUUAUUUUUUUUUUUGUAUAUAUUUGCUUAAGGGAGAUCUGCUGCCAUAGACACUUAUAAGUGUCUGAUCACAAGGGGUCCGAGUCUCCUGGACGGGGCCCCAUGCAGGAGGUGGCCAACACGCCCCCUCCAUGUAUCUCAAUGAGAGUGGUGGAGGGGGCAUGUCGUCGACGUCAGUGAGGUCGACACGCGCAUUAGCCGUGCAGAGCCGCGGUAAAGCCGGGUCCCUGUAUGGGAGGCGAGUCCCAGCGGUCGGACCCCCCGCGAUCAGACACUUAUCCCCUAUCCUGAGAAAAGGGGAUAAGUGUGUAUGGCUGCAGUGCUCCUUUAAGAUAAGUGGUCUCCAACCAGAACACCUCCAGCUGUUGCAAAACUAUAACUCCCAGCAUGCCCUGACAGCCUCCGGCUGUCAGGGCGUGCUGGAAGUUGUAGUUUUGCAACAGCUGGAGAGCCACAGGUUAAAGACCACUGCACUACAUGAUGGUGGCUUAUAAAGACGAUGUACGCUUAUCAUGGGAAAACUCCAUCUCAUCUUGGACUCUAGGGAACAAUUACGUUUGCUUUGUUGAAUUAGCAAGAUAAGAAGUAAUUUAUGCUGAUCCUGAACUGUAUUUCUGCAGGUUAUGGAAAUAUCUGUUCGGGAAGGUACAGAUCUAUAUCUGAUGUGAUGCAGGGUAAAAGUGCUUGUAAAGCGUCUGGUACUGUAAUUUGUGAUUCAGGAUUGUAAACCGCACGUGUACUGCUGCGGAGCUGUGACUACAAG
This is a messenger RNA of Hyla sarda, 4963 nucleotides long. It is a transcript of the gene FBXO25, whose product is annotated as F-box protein 25. The record is from RefSeq and is a predicted model, not a curated record. NCBI's taxonomy places the organism in Eukaryota, Metazoa, Chordata, Amphibia, Anura, Hylidae. The transcript is spliced from 11 exons. Gene Ontology annotation, cellular component: nucleus; SCF ubiquitin ligase complex; cytoplasm. Gene Ontology annotation, biological process: protein ubiquitination. The coding region runs from base 266 to 1366 and encodes 366 amino acids. Gene Ontology annotation, molecular function: protein binding.